AUGGCUACGUUUGCCUCCAAAGAUGAAGAUCUUGUCCAGUGCCCGUACGACCCAAACCACAAGGUGAAGCAAACUCGGAUUGCCAUCCACAUGUCAAAAUGUAAGAAAACCGUGGGCCGCCCAUGCCUCAGGCCUUGUUUGUUCAACGCAGACCAUCUCGUGCCGUCCAUGAAGAGCCUGUUUAUCAGUCACCUUGAGACAUGCCCUGACCGGUCGUCGACAUUGCCGGUGAUACGGCAGGAUGUGGACAGGCGUUAUGUGGUUCCAGUCGCCGGUGCUUCACGGCCGCUACCAGAAUCAGGAGAAAUUUGGGAAGCGGGGACCACUGCAACGUACGAACUACAGGAGCCAGCUGUACCUCCGGUCUUCCGACAGGUGCAUGGCAUGAAACCUGCGGAGCGGCGCCUGUAUUACCGCUCGCUUUUUCAGAAUGGCCCUCCUGAGCGUUACGCGCCAUCAAAGCAGCCGAAGUCCAAGGACAGCAUUCCCAGCUCCAGUCAGCCAACUAUUUCUGCUCAUGCACAGGCCGAGACCAGACAGCCUCGUGGUGCCCAGGCCCGAGAUGACCAUCCACGAUCUGUCCAUGCUGUCCAAGGUAACCAGCGCUUUGGUGGCCAGACAUCUCCAACUCCUGUAUGUAGCGGUGCUGACCCGUACCCUAAAACGACGGCUGCAAGAAGCGUGGAUGUGAAUCAAUUUGUGCAAAGGUUGAAGGUGCUGGGACGUGCUAGUCAGAAUAGAAAGUGA
This is a messenger RNA of Rhipicephalus microplus (southern cattle tick), 747 nucleotides long. Its product is annotated as protein D7-like. The record is from RefSeq and is a predicted model, not a curated record. Lineage: Eukaryota; Metazoa; Arthropoda; Arachnida; Ixodida; Ixodidae.